AUGGCCCUGAGCGAGAUGGCUCUGCUGCGAUGGCUGCGGGACAGCCGCCACUCGCGCAAGCUGAUCCUGUUCAUCGUGUUCCUCGCGCUGCUGCUGGACAACAUGCUGCUCACCGUCGUGGUUCCCAUCAUUCCCAGUUACCUGUACAGCAUUAAGCAUGAGAAAAACACUACAGAAAUCCAGACCACUAAGCCAGCACUCACAGCCUCCACCUUGGGAAGCAUCCAGGGCAUAUUCUCCUACUAUGACAACUCUACCAUUUCAUUCACCGGGAAUUCCACUGGGAAUGCCACCGGGGGCUUCCCAGGGGAGCAGCCAUACAAGACCAUUGCCACACAGCACAUGGUGACCAACACAUCCACUGUCCCUUCUGACUGUCCAAGCGAAGACAAAGACCUCCUGAACGAAAAUGUACAAGUUGGGUUGCUGUUUGCCUCCAAAGCUACUGUCCAGCUCCUUACCAACCCAUUCAUAGGAUUGCUGACCAACAGAAUUGGCUAUCCGAUUCCCAUGUUUGCUGGAUUCUGUAUUAUGUUUAUCUCAACAGUUAUGUUUGCCUUCUCCAGCAGCUACGCUUUCCUGCUGAUUGCCAGGUCUCUGCAGGGAAUCGGCUCCUCUUGCUCAUCCGUGGCUGGAAUGGGCAUGCUGGCCAGCGUGUACACAGAUGACGAAGAGAGGGGUAACGCCAUGGGGAUCGCUUUGGGGGGCCUGGCCAUGGGGGUCUUAGUGGGACCCCCCUUUGGGAGUAUACUCUAUGAGUUUGUGGGGAAGACAGCUCCCUUCCUGGUUCUGGCUGCCCUGGUGCUCUUGGAUGGAGCUGUUCAGCUCUUCGUGCUCCAGCCAUCCCGGGUGCAGCCAGAGAGUCAGAAGGGGACACCCCUAACUACCCUGCUGAAGGACCCGUAUAUCCUCAUCGCUGCAGGCUCCAUCUGCUUUGCAAACAUGGGGAUAGCCAUGCUGGAGCCUGCCCUGCCCAUCUGGAUGAUGGAGACCAUGUGUUCCCGAAAGUGGCAGCUGGGCAUUGCUUUCCUACCAGCAAGUAUCUCUUAUCUCCUUGGAACCAAUAUUUUUGGAAUACUUGCACACAAAAUGGGAAGGUGGCUUUGUGCUCUUCUGGGAAUGAUAAUUGUUGGAAUCAGCAUUUUAUGUAUUCCCUUUGCGAAAAAUAUCUAUGGACUCAUCGCUCCCAACUUUGGAGUUGGCUUUGCAAUUGGGAUGGUGGAUUCCUCCAUGAUGCCUAUCAUGGGCUACCUGGUGGACCUACGGCACGUGUCUGUCUAUGGAAGCGUAUAUGCCAUUGCGGAUGUGGCCUUUUGUAUGGGCUAUGCCAUCGGUCCUUCUGCUGGUGGUGCCAUUGCAAAGGCAAUCGGCUUUCCUUGGCUCAUGACAAUUAUCGGGAUAAUUGAUAUUGUUUUUGCUCCACUCUGCUUUUUUCUUCGAAGUCCACCUGCUAAGGAAGAAAAAAUGGCUAUCCUCAUGGACCACAACUGCCCCAUUAAAACAAAAAUGUACACUCAGAAUAAUGUCCAGUCGUAUCCCAUCGGUGAGGAUGAAGAAUCUGAAAGUGACUGA
Arvicola amphibius (Eurasian water vole) is the source of this 1572-nucleotide messenger RNA. RefSeq names its product solute carrier family 18 member A2 (gene Slc18a2). The transcript has 15 exons. NCBI's taxonomy places the organism in Eukaryota, Metazoa, Chordata, Mammalia, Rodentia, Cricetidae. The record is from RefSeq and is a predicted model, not a curated record. Gene Ontology annotation, molecular function: xenobiotic transmembrane transporter activity; serotonin:sodium:chloride symporter activity. Gene Ontology annotation, cellular component: synaptic vesicle membrane; terminal bouton. Gene Ontology annotation, biological process: transmembrane transport; aminergic neurotransmitter loading into synaptic vesicle; xenobiotic transport. Bases 1 to 1572 code for a protein of 523 amino acids.